Molecule: messenger RNA, 318 nt
Organism: Striga asiatica
Lineage: Eukaryota; Viridiplantae; Streptophyta; Magnoliopsida; Lamiales; Orobanchaceae
Source: the annotation of a GenBank genome assembly
AUGACCAAGUCCUUGAUAAUAAGGAAGCCAUUCAGCAGCACAUUUGCUCUUUUUACAAGCAUCUAUUCAGUACUGAAGGAUCAAGGGGUGGUGCAGACAUUUUGCAAUUUAUUCCAUCAUCUAUAUCCUCUGAGCAGAAUGAAGCCCUUAUUGCCCCAAGUGGUUGUUAAGAAUGGCAGAAUAACAAAAAUCUGGAGUGACCCCUGGAUUCCAGAUGCUGUGGCUGGUUUCCCUCAGAAAACAGAAAGAGGAGUAAGGGAGGUUUACUGGGUGAGUGAGCUUAUUGAUGAUGAUGGAAGGCAUUGGAACAGGGAGAAG